AUGUCUUCAACAACACAAUUUUCUUUACAAGACCCAAGACUUGAAGAGAUAUUUCAAGAGCAAUGGGGAUUAGAAGAAGUAAAAGAUAUAGAAAUAGCGCCAAAUCAAAGACUAAAGUUCAUUCGUCUCAAAAGUAAUUCAAAUACUAUCGAUACCUACUUAAAUCCUGUUCUAAAUGACAAGAAACUAGUUAUAUCAUACGAUUCUGUCGGUAAUAACUUGAUAUUUGUAUCUAGCGAAAUUUGUGCUAUAAUAGAUAUGAAAGAUCCUUUAGCUCCUUCUGUCAAAGCUUCUCUUUGCAGCUUAACUAGGACAAAAAUUAUCAUUUUAGACAUUUCUGAGCAAACACAACAAAUUCUAUCGCGUAAUUCUAUACAAUUAAGCGCUUACAUCGUCACGAAAGGCUCGCAGCAAUAUAAUACUUUCUUGUCUAAAAUGAAAUCACAGUGCACUGACCAAGUUUACGACUAUUUCGAGCAAUAUAAUAAAUAUAUCGUAAAUAAUGCAAAGCGCGGCAACCCAUUCCCAAGUAAAGUGAUUGCAUACUUGACAGUAUGUUUGUAUCCUGCCCUAUUUUGCUUGUUUUUAGAAGGAAAUAGUGCAUUUCAGCAAGGACAGCUUAAAGAAACACCACCACCAGGAAUUCCGCAACCAAUGAUGCCAAAUCCUAUGCAGCCGAUGCCAAACUUUAACCCAAGAAUGCAAAAUCCGAAUAUGUAUCCAAAUUACGCUCCAAACUUCAAUCCACAGCCACAAGUAUACCAUCAAUUCAAUCCUAUGCCACAGUUUCAACCAAUGCCAGCUCAAAUGCCGCAAUUCUGUCCAAUGCCGGCCCCGCCAAAUCAAUUUAUCCAAGGACCGCAUAAUUUAGCCCCAAUUACUCCACAAGGAUUCGCUUUGCCACCACCAAUCAACAGAAUGCAAAGCAGCCCAAUGGGACCGCUCAGUCCUCAAAUGUUUGCUCAAGCUCCUUCAAAUGGUCCUGUUCAGAGCCCCCAGCCAGCUUUCCAUAUCAAUCCUGCUCUUCUUGCUGCCAAUUUAGCCCAACAGAACCAACCAAACCAACAGAAACCUCAGCAGCAACAACAGCCAGAGCAGCCGCGCCAGGAGCAUCCAAAAGUUGCUUCUCCGCCUCCACAAGCUCAAUCUGUUCAGGCAAAGUCUCCGCCAGCUUCUCCUCAGCAAUCUAUUGAUAUGUCUAAGAUAGCAAUAAAGAAGGAAGCAACUGGUGGUGUUACUGAUGAGUUCUGGGCCCAAUUGGAGAAACUUGAGAUUGGAUUCAAGGCAAGAGGUGAAUUAGAUCUCGAUGGCUUGAAAUUUAAAUGCGCACUUUGCAAGCAGAAAUGCACUUCGCCUGUUUAUCUGCUCCAACAUAUGUGGGAGCAUCAUAAAGAAUAA
Molecule: messenger RNA, 1398 nt
Organism: Trichomonas vaginalis G3
Lineage: Eukaryota; Parabasalia; Trichomonadida; Trichomonadidae
Exons: 1
Coding region: 1-1398 (465 amino acids)
Source: RefSeq, a predicted model, not a curated record